This is a messenger RNA of Tribolium madens (black flour beetle), 2582 nucleotides long. RefSeq lists its product as uncharacterized. The transcript has 10 exons. Lineage: Eukaryota; Metazoa; Arthropoda; Insecta; Coleoptera; Tenebrionidae. The record is from RefSeq and is a predicted model, not a curated record. Bases 198 to 2258 code for a protein of 686 amino acids.
GAAAUCGUCAUCGAAAAGAGGCGUAUUUUUGGCCCUUUGUGCAUCCUGUUCCUGUGACAAAACGCUCGAAAAUAAGUUCGUGUCCGUCCGAUUCAUGGUUUAAAAAUAGCCCCCCGAAACGUUGUUUAAAAUCCAGGUCUGAGCAAUUUGAAAUCAGUCCAGUUGAUCAGAUCUCGAGACGCCGAUCGUCACCCAUCAUGGUAUACGAAUCCGACUUCUACACGACCAGAAGGCCCUAUCGCCCUUCGUACUCGACGUACAGCGUAUCGUCCGCUCCAUCAAAGCAAGUAAGGAUUCUUCCCGGACUCGGUAAAGUUCAUGUGGUUCACACCUACGACCGAAUCGUACCAUAUGUGGGUCAUAAAAGAUUGACCGUGGUCACAUUACCACCAAAAAUUUACUCAACACGGUCAUCUGUACUACAAAGGGAGUAUGACUGGAUCGAAAAUAAAGUCCGGCCUUGGGUUGCCUAUUCACCAACAAAUCGUUAUCUUAAUUCUGACUCUGCUGUGAGAUACGUCUAUGUUCGCAAUCCAAUAACUGGCUUAAAGUAUCAUUCAGACUAUAAUCCGUCUCGAUAUUACAACUUUUAUCGAAUAAUUCGUCCGCUUUCGUCGUAUUACGACGAUUAUUGGCCAUUUUAUAGGCCUUUAAGUGCAUAUUACAGUUACUGGCCUAUUUCUCGUUCCGUUAGUUAUCUCGAUGAUUAUCCUCUUUAUCGUUCACUUAGAUUACAAAGUAAAUACGAUUCUGGGCUGUAUUAUCCUUAUUACCGGAACUAUUACAAUUAUUAUUAUCCUUAUUAUUCUGAUUACUAUUGGCCAGUUUGGAGAUAUAACAGGUACUGGGACACUUAUUAUUGGUCUCCAAAACGAUCACACUAUUGGCUCAAAUAUCUUCCUAUUUCUUAUAGUUUGAACAAUUUAGCACCCUUUUAUGCCAAAUAUUUUCAACGUAUAUUUGAUGAUGAAACGAGGCUGAUUCGAGCCCAGACGGCGUCUCUUCUCAAACAGGUCCAUCAACCGGUACCAAGAAUCAGAACCUGGCCCAUUACUCCCUUAAAUAGAUUCGGUGAUUUCCCGUCGUUGCCUAUGAAAUACAGCAACGACACGUACAUUCACAGACUCUUGACUUAUUCCCCAAAUCACAAAAUACAAUACGCCACAUAUUACACGGAACCCGUUAAAAAGUACAUCGGGACAGGUCAUCUAUCAUGUGUCUCGUACGCAGGGGACAAAAGCUACAGUCGUCGUCGUCCUUUGACCAUGUUUGAGGACGCACUCAGGAAUGAUAUCCAGUUGUUGAGUUAUUAUAUUACUAAAUUUCGAGAUGAGAAACAACAACCAAAAGAAAUUAAAGCUCCUUUAUCACCAGCUCGUCCUUCACGCAUCUUCUCAGUGCACAAACCAAUGGAAGAUCCCGUCGCUCAAGAAAUCAAAGAUUUGCGUGAAGCACGAGCACAACGACUUGCUAAAAUCUACGCAUCUGAUGAUAAUAAUAAAACAACAGAUGAAGUAGAAAAAAGUUUAAAAGAGAAGAAAAAGAAGGAAGAAGCGAGAUUAGCUGAAGAAAGAGCCCUUGCUGAAGAACAAGCAAAGAAAGAAGAAGCGGCUAGAAAAGCAGAAAUAGCUCGCCAAGAACAGCUUGCAGCUCAACUCGCCGCAGAACGUGCAGCAGAAUUAGAGAGGCAAGCAGAACAAGCACGUCAAGAAGAAUUAGCCAAACAAGCUGAAAUUGAACGAUUGAAGAAAGAAGAGGAAGAAAGAGCGCGUUUAGAGGAAGAAGAAGAACAAAGACGACGUGAAGAAGAAGCUAGAGCUGAAGAAGAACGCCAACAACUUCUGCGUUUGGAAGAAAUCGCCAGACAAGCCGAAGAAGAAAAAGAACGAGAAUUGGCGAGACAAGCCGAAGAAUUGGCCGAAUUGGCAAGACAAAAGGAGGAACAAGAACGUCUAGAAAGAGAAGAAAGGGAGAAAGAAGAAUUGGCGAGACAAGAAGCCGAAUUAGCCGAAUUGGAACGACAAGAGAAAGAGUUGGCCGAAUUGGCACGACAGGAAGCCGAGUUGGCAGCCCAAGCGCAAGAAGAAGCCGAAGCAGAAGCCAAAGAAGAAGAAAAGACUGAAGAACCGGUUGUUGAUGAACCGGAAAGUGAAAUUCAGGAAGGCGGCGAAGAACCGGCGGAAGCCGAGCCUGAAGUCCAAGCAGAAGAACCGGAAGCCGAACCUGAAGCCGAAGCAGAAGAAGAAACAGAAGAAUAAGUUUAAGAACCUUCUAAAAAUAAGUAAUACCCAUUCCAAAUUGUCGUGUCUUUGGCUCUGACAAUGGUUGUAGCUAAGUAAGCUUAAUGAUUGUCAUAGCAACGACACAAACUUGUUCAUUUUUGCUGCGCAACAGUGGUUAUAAUUCGUUGCUAGGUUCACUAAAGUUUGGAAUGGAUAAAAACAUAACAAAUUAUUCCUGUGGAAUUUUUCGGAUUGCUCCUUAAUCACACUUCUUUCACUUCCACUAUACUUAAAAAAAUUAUUCCAAUUUCUCUCGUUUCUUGCAACUAAAUAAAAACCAAUAAAAUAACUGUUGAUCCA